UGUUUGUAUUGACAUAAUUGAUGUCAACAUUAGACGCCAUUUAAAGUGAAAGCUAUUGUUUGUAUUAAAACAACGUUUUUUUAUCAAUAAAUCGAUUGUUAAUUGAAAUCACAAUUUAAUUGUAAACCAUUUGAUUGACAACACAUUUUAACCUACACUUGACCUUCAAUUAGAUCCAGAGAUCACCGCUCAAGAGGUCCACAAUGGCUGAGGAUUUGGAUGUGGAGGCGAUGCUCGAAGAAGCCAUUAAACCAAAGGACACUAACAAUUCGGUGGCCAUCAAUGGAUCCAAUAAGUCAAAGAAAGAAGACAAGGAAAAGGACAGAAAACGAAAGCGUAGUCGAAGUCGAGACAGAGAUCGCAAACCAGACAGAACUAAGGAUAAAGAAAGGAAAAGGAGUCGCAGUCGUGACAGAGAUAAAGAUAAAAAAGAAAAACGAGACAAAGAUCGACACAACAAUCGAAUUCGUGAGAAGAGGUCAAGAAGUAAGAGUCGUGAUCGCCGACGAAGAAGUAGAUCUAAAAGUAGAGAUAGAAAAAGAAGAAGUCGGACACCUGAUCGAUGGGGUAAUGGACGACGAUAUAGAUCUCGAUCGCGCUCCAGAUCUCGAUAUGAAGAGUUGCCACCUGAAGAAAGAGAUCAAAGAACAGUAUUUUGUAUGCAAUUGGCCGCUAGAGUCAGGACUAAGGAUUUGGAGGACUUCUUCACAGCCGUUGGUAGAGUUAGAGAAGUAAGACUUAUAAUGGAUAACAAAACUCGUAGACAUAAAGGCAUCGCUUAUAUUGAAUUUUAUGAAAUCGCGACAAUACCACUAGCAUUGGCACUAUCGGGACAAAGAUUAUGUGGCGUUCCUAUCAUAAUCCAACCGACUCAGGCAGAGAAGAAUCGUAUGGCUACCACUACUUCAAGCGUUCAAAGAGGUUAUACCGGACCCAUGAGACUAUACGUCGGUUCACUUCAUUUCAAUAUAACCGAAGAUAUGUUGAAAGGAAUAUUUGAACCGUUCGGUCGAAUUGAUAAAAUAGAGCUCAUGAAAGACGGAGAAACAAAUCGAUCUAAAGGUUAUGGUUUCAUAGCAUUUCAUGACGCAGACGACGCUAAGAAAGCUUUGGAACAAUUGAAUGGCUUUGAAUUGGCCGGUCGUCCCAUGAAAGUGAAUCACGUGACCGAACGACAAGAGUUGAUUCAGGGACCGUCCAUUCUUGACUCGGAUGACUUGGAAAGAAGUGGCAUUGAAUUGGGAACAACAGGUAGACUACAAUUAAUGGCCAAAUUAGCUGAAGGAACUGGCAUUCAGUUACCUAAAGCUGCUGUCGAUAUGCUACAAAUACAAAAGUCGGCGCCACCGCCUGUAAUGACCACUCAAGCAAAUACAGUAUCGGUCGCACAGACAAUAGCGACACAAUGUUUUAUGUUGAAUAAUAUGUUUGAUCCCGACAGUGAUGAGGCCAAGAGUAACUCUUUAUAUUUCGAUGAAAUUAGAAAUGAUGUAAUCGACGAAUGUCGCAAUCACGGCGGCGCUCUUCAUGUGUUUGUCGACAAAGCUUCCAAAGGAGACGUUUAUGUCAAGUGUCCUACGGUUGCAGCUGCGGCCGCAUCAGUCACUGCUCUUCACGGCCGAUGGUUUGCGGGACGCUUAGUAACUGCAGCCUAUGUUCCUGUCCUUCAUUAUCACAAUUUGUUUGCAGAAGCGGCCACAGCAACGAUACCUCUAUGAAGAACCUAAACAACAAUUUUUUGAGAAGAAAAAAAUGAGAACUAUUCUACCGAUUCUACAAAAUGUUAAAAUAGUGAACUUAUUUUAAACAAA
Molecule: messenger RNA, 1811 nt
Organism: Oppia nitens
Lineage: Eukaryota; Metazoa; Arthropoda; Arachnida; Sarcoptiformes; Oppiidae
Gene: Caper
Product: RNA-binding protein 39-like
Exons: 4
Coding region: 204-1718 (504 amino acids)
Biological process (GO): mRNA processing
Cellular component (GO): nucleus
Molecular function (GO): RNA binding
Source: RefSeq, a predicted model, not a curated record